This is a messenger RNA of Colletotrichum lupini, 1902 nucleotides long. Its product is annotated as RNA polymerase II mediator complex component SRB4. The transcript is spliced from 3 exons. Lineage: Eukaryota; Fungi; Ascomycota; Sordariomycetes; Glomerellales; Glomerellaceae. The record is from RefSeq and is a predicted model, not a curated record. Gene Ontology annotation, molecular function: transcription coregulator activity. Bases 1 to 1902 code for a protein of 633 amino acids. Gene Ontology annotation, biological process: regulation of transcription by RNA polymerase II. Gene Ontology annotation, cellular component: mediator complex; core mediator complex.
AUGGCGUCGGGCAGCUCCAUGCCCUUCUCUUCCCUCCACCCCGUACCCACAGGCGAUCGCAAACCAAAGAGCCUCGGCGAGUUCAUUGCCCGCGUACAGGCGGAGCGCGGCUUCCGAAACGUCACCGAGGAAAGUCUAAAGGAGGAGGUCGAGAAUAAGAAAAAUGGCGUCGGCGAGGUGAAGGAGGAAGACACGACAAUGGCCGAGGGAGACGAGGAGGACGAGGAACCACCAGAUGCCGGCGCCGCGAGGAUGGAAGUGCUGAGGAAUAUUGAUACCGCGCAAAACGCGGCUUUAAUGACUCUCGACUUCGUCUCAUUAUUACUCUCGAAAGAAAGCCCUGCUCAGGCAGGUGUCACACUCUCUCAGCAAUUGCGCGACUGGACCGGCAUAGGAACCCUCGGUAUUGCGAAGCGCGAAGACAACGAAGAACAGAAGCAAAGGGAUGCCGAGAAGGCAAAGGACAACCGCGACGUGUCUCUGGGUUUGGCUUUGCUCGACAUCGAAAAGACAAAGGAGUCGGCCGACAAAGCGGCAACCCACUUGACAUCACCUGAAUUCAGGAAUAGCAGUCUCGCGCCAUUGCGACGCGGAGAUGACGGCUCGGCGCUUCUCCAGCACGGCCGCGUCGGUUCCGGCUGUCAACGCCUCGCCAUCACCGUAAGCAGAUCGGGCGAGCCGAGCGGCCGUCUUGCUGUUGGGGCCUCCGUACCCGACUCGGCCUUGCUACCAGAUCGCGUCCUCGAAGCCCGCAAUACCAUCUUUGCACAAGAGCUCUGGCAUGAGCUUCAUCGUGAAGCACACUCCCUCGCCUCGUACGGGGUCCGCGCGGAUAACAACUCCAUCAACUUCCACCCCAGCUCAGGACCAAGUUUGACGCUGGAGCUCGAAACUCUGGAGGAUAGCGCCGCCACCGUCGGCGCAUCGCCCGACAACGUCCUUGCCGAAGCAACACAUCUCGGUCUACACAUCCUCCUCAGCCACGCUCAUCGCCUAAACGAGCUACAACGACUGCGGCCAACGCCCCCUCACCAACGUCGAAACCAAACACAAAACCAGUAUCACCUCCUCAGACCCAUCAUCGCCAAGAUUCUCUACGACCGCUCCGUCGAGCAAGUCACCAGUUUCGCCGGCGACCUCACCCGCGUGCUACGACAAGCCGGCGUCGACGCCGCCUCCUUCACCCUCAACACCCCUCCCUUCCCGACGGCCGAGCUGAAAAACACGUCGGGCGGUGCCUCCAACCGGCCCAACGCCUCACAAGCACUCACAAACAUGCUCACAUCCCCGGCAGACUUCCAGAUCGAGCUGACCCUGACCCCGACCUCUCGCCUCCAGAUCCGCGGCCGCACAUUCCUUCUCCCACUGACAACAACACAAUUCCAACUCCAACUUCUUCCCAACGUUGCAGCAGCGACAGCAGCAGUAAGAAGCGAACCGUCAAACGGCGAGCAACCACCCGCGCCGCCGCCAAACACCCUGCAAUCCUCCUACCCUCCCUCUCGCGACCCGUACCCAGACAUCGCCUCCGUCCAGCUCUACAUCACAAACGCAGCGGCCCACGCACUCACAGACCAUGCAAUGUCCCUUAUCCCCCCGCCGCAGCAGCCGUCCAACCCGUCUACGCCCCCUUCGGAACCCGCCCCGGCGGAGUGGAUCAAGUCCGUCCGCGGUACCGCCAUCCGCGACAUCGACACGGAAACGCGCGAGAUCCGCUUCGAUAUCCUCAACAGCGGCCCCGAGAGCCGGCCAACGCUGCAGAUUGGCACCGCCUGGCGCGCGGGAGAUAAGCCUCUCCUGCAGCGCUGGUCUUGGGCGGCUGGUGGCGACCCGUCGUUAUCGUCGUCGCAGCCUCAUGUCAGUGACAUCGUCGCCGCUGUUGUCCAGUCCAGAGAGGUUUAG